Messenger RNA from Contarinia nasturtii (swede midge), 1180 nucleotides. Its product is annotated as zinc finger protein 432-like. Lineage: Eukaryota; Metazoa; Arthropoda; Insecta; Diptera; Cecidomyiidae. The record is from RefSeq and is a predicted model, not a curated record. The coding region runs from base 14 to 1003 and encodes 329 amino acids. The transcript has 3 exons.
AACCAAAAAAAAAAUGAAGAACAGUACCAUGAUCGUUGAAAAAAAACUAACCAAGUCGAGUCAAUUAAAAAAAUUGCAAAAUAAAAUAAAAAAGAAUUUUCUUCGACCCUUAUCAAACGAAUCAUGCAUAAUGAAAUGUAUCAAAUCGAACCGAAAACCAAAAAAUAUUGUUUAUGAGUUUGAAUGUCCUUUCAUGCAAGCACAAAUGAAAAAUGAAACAAAAAGCAGAUUCAAUUGUUUCAUUAGCCGAACAGAACGUCCACCGACCAACACACAUCAAAUCAUAGAGAGUGAAGAGACCGUAUUCGAUGCGCAACGUUGCAUCAGUGUAAUAGGAGUCAGUCCCAACUAUUGCACUCUCACAUCCGACCGAACAGACUGUUGCGUCGCACCUGCUGCUAUUAGAACAUCAAAAGCCACAUCAAACGGUACACUUCUCACAAACGAUCGAACUGACAUUUGCGAUUCAUCUGUUGCGAUAAAUGCAUCCGAAUUCGCUCCAUCAUUCAAGCAAAUCAGUGAAAUUCAUGAAUCAUACUAUGAAAACUACACAAAAACUUUCAAUACAUACUACAUGACAUAUAAAUGUGUCAAAAUUACCGCCGAAAAAUAUGCACGUGAUUUUUCGAUAAGUGAAUUUCUACCAUGCUCUUGCUGUUUAUGCAAGCUACAAACCAAUGAAUCGUUCACAUUUUGCAUAAAAGAUCAUCCAUGCAAAGAGCCAUGUCGACAAGGUCAGUCGAAUAGUAACAGCAGAUUUAAAUACCAACAAAAGCGCAUUUGUGAGGAAUGUAUGUCAUCUAUGAUAUUAAACGCGAACAAAACCGAAUCCAAACAAUUUCGUUGCAUAUUCGAUGGAUGUUCAAAGAAAUUCAAAAAUGGAAUAACAUUACAAAAUCAUUUCCUAAAGCAUUUGAACGUGAAAAAUUUCUUGUGUUCCAUAUGCGGAGAGGGUUUCACUCAAAGCACAAUAAAAAAACACGAACGUACUCAUCUCAAGUGAGCCACGAAAUUGUUUGGAUUUAUCUGAAAGUUAAGUUUUGUUAUAAUUAUAGUCAAAUAAGAAGAAAAAAACACUUUUGAAUUUAAGCAACUGUGUAUAAAAAAACUUUUAUUUCUAGGAACAAUCUCCUAAUAAUAUUAAUGUUUAUUCAAUAAAAUUUUUAUGUCCGAACUCCAA